This is a messenger RNA of Rana temporaria (common frog), 5204 nucleotides long. RefSeq names its product potassium voltage-gated channel subfamily Q member 5 (gene KCNQ5). Gene Ontology annotation, biological process: transmembrane transport; potassium ion transport. NCBI's taxonomy places the organism in Eukaryota, Metazoa, Chordata, Amphibia, Anura, Ranidae. Gene Ontology annotation, molecular function: voltage-gated potassium channel activity. The transcript has 15 exons. Bases 614 to 3460 code for a protein of 948 amino acids. Gene Ontology annotation, cellular component: membrane. The record is from RefSeq and is a predicted model, not a curated record.
UCCACUCCCACAUCAGCAGCAGCAGAGAGCCCAGAUCAUGCACAUGAAGAAGUGCUCAGCAGCCUCUCCAUUGCUGGGAUUGGCAGCGCUCAGUAAAAGUUAGGAGGGAGGGCUAGGAGCUGCCUACAAGUUCGCCUGCCUGCCCCCCCCCCCCCCCCCCCCUCUCUCCUUUGACAGCCACUUGAUCCUAUGUGUGUGAUCUGUUGUUUUUUCCUCCUCCAGCAGUGGAUGUAGGGAGCUGUGGGAUCACUUGUGUUUGCAUUGAGUGCUGUGGCCCCUCCUGUGCACAGAGCAAGGGAAUUCCAGCUCCAGGCUGAUGGGAUCAUCUCCAGGGUCCAGUGACAGCUGAUGACAGCCCCAUCCCUGAGCUGCUCUAUUGAUGAUCGCACUGGAUCUAUGACUUGGUGAAGGGUUACUGGUGUGAGUGAGUGAAGGAGGCACACACCGGUGGGGGCAUGAUGAUACAUCCGAUGCCAAGGCGGACUGCUCCUUGAAGACUAUGCCGAAGUUUAAAUGACAGUGAAGGAUUUGUGACAUGUGCUGUGUUGUGCCCGAUCUGAUCUGACAGCCUGCGAUCUCUCUCCAGGCGGUGCCCUGUGUGCCGGGGGAUGCCAUGCCCCGUAACCAUAGCGGUGGCGAGGAGCCUGGUGGCUCUGGGCUCUGGAUGAAGAGCGGCUCCGGAGGGAGAGGACGGGGCAGAGAGCGCUACUACGGUAUGAAGGAUGUGGAGAGCGGCCGGGGAAGCAGGGUCCUCCUCAACUCCAACCGAGGAGAUGGCUUACUACUGCUGGGGACAGGUGAAUCGGCCCGGAGCGCUGGGGCAGGAGGAGUGGGGAACCUGCUGCAUGAGAGCCGGCGGGGGAAGCAGGGAGCUCGGAUGAGCUUGUUGGGGAAGCCGCUGUCUUAUAAUAGCAGUCAGAGCUGCAGGAGGAACGUCAAGUACAGGAAGCUUCAAAACUAUCUCUACAACGUGCUGGAGAGACCCAGGGGCUGGGCUUUUGUCUACCACGUCUUCGUUUUUCUUCUUGUCUUCAGCUGCUUAAUUCUAUCAGUGUUUUCCACCAUCCCUGAACAUCAAGAACAAGCUUCAUAUUGCCUCUUUGUCCUGGAAUUUGUAAUGAUCGUUGUAUUUGGUUUGGAGUACAUUAUCCGUAUAUGGUCUGCAGGCUGUUGCUGUCGGUAUCGAGGAUGGCAGGGAAGGUUAAGAUAUGCCAGGAAACCAUUUUGCGUAAUAGAUAUCAUAGUUCUUAUUGCAUCUGUGGCAGUUGUGUCUGCUGGAUCUCAGGGAAAUAUUUUUGCUACAUCAGCCCUACGAAGUCUUCGAUUCCUACAGAUCCUCCGAAUGGUGCGCAUGGAUCGGAGAGGGGGAACAUGGAAAUUACUAGGUUCAGUUGUUUAUGCACACAGCAAGGAACUCAUCACAGCUUGGUACAUAGGAUUUUUAGUGCUCAUCUUUUCCUCGUUUCUCGUUUAUCUGGUUGAAAAAGAAGCUAACACACAGUUUCAAACAUAUGCAGAUGCUUUAUGGUGGGGUACGAUCACGUUGACUACCAUUGGCUAUGGUGACAAAACCCCACACACGUGGCUUGGAAGACUUCUCUCAGCUGGGUUUGCUCUGCUUGGCAUUUCCUUCUUUGCUUUACCUGCAGGUAUUCUUGGAUCCGGGUUUGCCUUAAAAGUUCAGGAACAGCACCGACAGAAGCACUUUGAAAAGAGGAGGAAUCCUGCCGCUAGUUUAAUUCAGUGUGUAUGGCGUAGUUAUGCGGCUGAUGAGAAAUCGGUUUCCAUUGCUACCUGGAAGCCUCAUUUGAAGGCCUUGCAUACCUGCAGCCCUACAAAGAAAGAACAAGGCGAGACAUCUGGCAGUAAGCUUUAUAGUAAUACACAGAAGCUCUUCAGGAUGUACAGCAUUCGGAAGACUAGCCAGAAAUUAAGCUUCAAGGAGCGUGUACGUAUGGCAAGUCCAAGGGGGCAAAGCAUAAAGAGCAGACAAACAUCAGUUGGUGACCGUCGUUCUCCCAGUGCUGAUGGGACUUCUGAGGCAAGCCCAACAAAAGUACAGAAAAGCUGGAGUUUCAAUGACAGAACUCGUUUCCGCCCUUCUCUGAGACUAAAGAGUUCUCAACCAAAACCGGUGGCUGACAGUGACGUCAAUCUUGGAACAGAGGAAGCACAUGAUGAGAAAGGAUGUCACUGUGAUGUAUCUGUUGAAGAUCUAACUCCAGCUCUUAAAACAGUCAUCCGAGCGGUCAGAAUUAUGAAAUUCCAUGUAGCAAAGCGAAAGUUCAAGGAGACCCUACGGCCAUAUGAUGUGAAAGAUGUGAUUGAGCAAUAUUCUGCUGGCCAUUUGGAUAUGUUAUGCAGAAUAAAAAGCCUCCAAACACGGGUUGACCAAAUUCUUGGAAAAGGUCAAAUAACCACUGAUAAAAAAAGCCGGGAAAAAAAUAUUUCUGAAAUUGAGACCGCAGAUGACCUCAGUAUGUUGGGUCGAGUGGUUAAAGUUGAGAAACAGGUGCAAUCAAUCGAGUCAAAAUUGGACAGCCUACUUGAUAUCUACCAACAGGUCUUAAAAAAAGGAUCUGCCUCAGCACUGACUUUGGCAUCAUUUCAGAUGCCACUAUUUGAAUGUGAACAAACUUCAGAUUAUCAAAGUCCAAUAGACAGCAAAGAUUUGUCCAGUUCUGCACAGAAUAGUGGAUUCAUAACAAGAUCAGCUAGUGCCAACAUCCCUCGGGGGUUACAGUUUGUACUUACACCAAAUGAAUUCAGUGCACCUGCUUACUAUGGAUUUAGUCCAGCGAUGCAAAGCCAAGCAACACAGGUGUCAGCAAAUGUGAGCGAUGGACCUGUAACUAUGGUAACAAACAGUAUAUCAAACCAAAUAAGCCAGGCCUCAAAGCCAACAGCGCCGACAACAUUACAAAUACCAGCUCCACCCUCACUGAAACAUAUCAGCAGACCAGAACCAAUUCACAUAAUUCCUAUGACCACAAAAGAAGAUACUUGUGAUGUCACCUCCUGCCUUGUCGCCUCAAAGGAAAGUGUACAGUCUGCACAAUCAGGUAUAAAUAAACAUUUUGUAAGGAGGAAAAGCCUUGAUGCAAAUAAUGGAGUACUGUCUUCGGUCCCCUUUUCACAUAAGGAUUUUAGCAAAUCAAUUUCUGUGCAAAAUCUGAUUCAAUCCACAGAAGAACUAAAUGCACAGCUUUCAUGCAGUGACUCAAGCGUCUCAAGAGGCAGCCAGGAACUUUACCCACAAUGGCGGGAGUCAAAGCUUUUUAUUGCAGAUGAGGAGUUGGAAACUGAGACUGAAACUUACGAUGCUGUCUCUGAGCCUACUGUUGAAACCACUUUAUUAUCUGACUCUUUGAGGACUGGAAUAGCAGUUUCAUCUCAAAGCAUUAGCAAAACUAGGGAUGGUGCAAAAAACCUAAGCCCUCCUCAUGUCAAACAUAAGUAAAGAUACAUUUUUUAUUUGUUUUGUGUUUAUGGUUCCUUUAGUCAUCAUCAAUAUCAUUGCAUGAAUUAUUCUGAAAGCCCUUAAAAAAAAUGCUAGAUUCAGAAGGAAACUGAAAGGCAGGCCUUUUCUGGGCCAUCUCUUCUAGCUGCAUGCAAAUGCAUGUUUCAAGUGAAGAGUACAAAAAUAAACAAGAAUAUAUAUAAAUAUUAAGAGAUUUAACCCUAGAAACGUGAUUAUAUGUUACUUGGUAAAAAGGUUUCUUGCCUACCAAGCAAAGCCACAAAAUAUUGGAACAUCGUUUUAAAAAUGACCCUAUAAUUUAAUGGCACUGUUUAUGAAUCAAAGAGUCCAAAGCGCCUUGAUUAUAAAGAGGAAAAGAUUUUUUUCAAAAUUUGAGGUGUAUAAGUCAUGUUUACAAAGACAAAUAUAAUGUUACAGCUGCUAGCAAUUGUACCAAGAAACGUAAAAAAAAAGGACUUGAACUGCUGCUGUUGUGAUGGCAAGUACACAUUAACUCACUUCUUUUAAAUGCACACAUAACAUGAAUGUUGAUUUCUGUAUAUUUUUUUGGUAAAUUAGUGUUGUGACAAAAAAUAACGUUGGCACAUCACUUUCAGGUUUUUUUUCUAGGAACAUUCUUUUCCUAUGAAAAUUUAUAAAACAUGGAAAAGGUCACUGCAGUCUUAAAAUGCUGUACAAACUUUCAUUAAGGACUAAACCAGUUUACUAUGAAAUUAAUUCUGCCUCCAUAUUUCUUUUUAAAGUAUUCCUGGAUGUUAAAUGAUAGGCUUGUUAUUUGAAAAUAGUUACGGUACAUGAUGUAUAUUGUAUAUAUGGAGUCCAUGUCUUUAAAUUUGAUACCAGGGAUGUCAUUUCAGAGGAAAGAGAAGGACUUUGGUCAGUGUGAUUGUUUUUUUUUUAUCAUUGACGGCCUUGUAUCUAUUAAAGCCAUUUUUUUUGCAAAUACCUACACACAGUCCUAGUCAUAAUUCAGAUGAAAACUCCUUCCAUUCUCAAAUAAUGUCCCUGACUUACAAAUGACUUGUGUUCUCUUGUUCUUAUCUUACCUGAACAAAGGAUUGGAUAAUCAGUUCCAAAAGAUGUCUGAAGCACAAAAGCUAAUUACUGUUUGCUAUUUCACAUGGAGUUUCGAUUUUUUAUUUAAUUAGUACAACAUCAGUUUGAUCUUAUUAAAGCUUGUUUACUAAUACCUUUGUGACAUUAUCUAGGGUAUCUCAACAUCUCAGCUCAUACUAGAAAUAACCUAUUUUGAAUGUCUGCAUCUUUUUAGCCAAAUAACAACUCUGUACAUUGAAAAGUAUUGUAUAAUGUGUACAUCUAUACAUAUUUUUGUUUUUCUUUAAUUUUAUUUUAAGAAAAUGUUUCACGUGCCUUUAUUUCAUUGUACAUUGCCAUAUCUUAUAGUUAUGCAUUUUGGUAGGAGAUUAUAAAAUACAAAAAUAGUUUUUAUUUUAAAGAAAAAAAAAAGUUUGUUACUUUGCUUCUUUCCUUCAUUAGACUCAGCAGGUACCCUUAGUCAAUUUAAUUGGUAAUUUAUUCACACUUAACUUGGUAAACUGUAUUUGCCUUAAAUGAAAUGCUUGAGAGCUUGAAAUUUACUAGUUUUAAUUUAAUUUAUUUAAUAAAAUUUUGUGCACAUAACUGGGCAAUUCUAUGAAUCAUAUAUAAAAAAUAUAUUGGAUAUUUUUCCUCAAAGUGGAAAUAAAGAGGGGAUAUCUUUUCA